Molecule: messenger RNA, 1531 nt
Organism: Anopheles coustani
Lineage: Eukaryota; Metazoa; Arthropoda; Insecta; Diptera; Culicidae
Gene: Argl
Product: argininosuccinate lyase
Exons: 2
Coding region: 1-1455 (484 amino acids)
Cellular component (GO): cytosol
Molecular function (GO): argininosuccinate lyase activity
Source: RefSeq, a predicted model, not a curated record
AUGAGCAACCAUCGUAGCAAUCGUCCUAACUCCGGCGGUGAGCAGGUGCAGGUGCCGUUCAAGCUUUGGGGUGGCCGCUACUCGAAAUCCACCGAUCACGUCCUGUCGAAGGUGAACAACUCGCUGACCGUCGACAAGCGUCUGUUCGCGGAGGACAUCGACGGGAGCAUUGCGUACGCCAAGAGUCUCGAGGAGGCCGGCCUGUUGACGGCGAGCGAGUUCAAAGUGAUCGUGUACGGGUUGGAGGAGAUCCGGAUGGACUGGAUCAACGGUACGAUCAAGCUGCUACCGCGGGACGAGGACGUGCAUACGGUCAACGAGCGGCGGCUGUUCGAGAUCAUUGGGCCGCAGAUUGCGGGCAAGCUGCACACGGGCCGCAGCCGCAACGAGCAGGUCGUGGUGGACAUGAAGCUAUGGAUGCGGGAUGCGAUCCGUAGCCUGCAGCAGCUGCUGCUCGAUCUCGUGCAGGGUAUCAGCGGUGUGUCCGAGCGCAACAUCGACGUGCUGAUGCCGGGCUACACGCAUAUGCAGCGUGCGCAACCGGUACGCUUCAGCCACUGGCUGCUCAGCUACGCGUUCUACUUCAAGGAGGAUUACGAUCGGUUCGCCGAGUUUGGCAAGCGUAUCAACGUGCUGCCGCUCGGUAGCGGUGCGCUGGCCGGCAACCCGUUCAACAUCAACCGCCAGAAACUGGCGGUCGAUCUCGGGUUCGACGGCGUAUCGUACAACAGCAUGAACGUGGUGAGCGAUCGGGACUUUGUGGCCGAGUUUAACUUCCUCUGCACGCUCGUCGCCGUCCACAUGAGCCGGCUGGCCGAAGACCUGAUCCUGUACUCGACCAAGGAGUACAACUUCGUCGAGCUGUCGGAGGAGUACACGACCGGCAGCAGCCUGAUGCCGCAGAAGCGCAACCCGGACAGUCUGGAGCUCAUCCGCGGCAUCACCGGGCCCGUGUUCGGUCAGCACUGUGCGAUCCUGAUGACUCUCAAGGGGCUCCCGUCCACCUACAACAAGGAUCUGCAGUGUGACAAAAGCGGCAUGUUCAGUGUAUACGAUCAGCUACAGAUGUGCCUGGAGUUGAUGGGUGGCAUAAUCAAAACGAUACGCGUCGACGAGGACCGCUGUCUCGGUUCGCUCGGAUACGAAAUGCUUGCCACCGAUAUGGCCUACUACCUGGUGCGCCGUGGCAUCCCAUUCCGAGAGGCGCAUCACAUCUCCGGCGAGGUGGUCGCCCACUCGGAGAAGGUCAAGAUUCCGAUCAACAAGCUCACACUGGAGGACCUGCAGGAAAUUAGCCCGCACUUCGACGAGACGAUUAGCCGCAUCUGGAACUACGAGAACAGCGUCGAGCAGUACACCGUCAUCGGCGGUACGUCCCGCAUUUCGGUGCAGGAGCAGAUUCGUGUGCUGCGGGACUUCCUCGACGGUCAAAGCAAGCUGAUCAUGCAAGAAUGAUCCACCCGACCCGACACGGGUUUCAAAUUUCAAGUGAUUUUAUUAUGUUACAACUAGUUUAGAGACAUUUAUUGCA